Molecule: messenger RNA, 3622 nt
Organism: Nicrophorus vespilloides
Lineage: Eukaryota; Metazoa; Arthropoda; Insecta; Coleoptera; Silphidae
Gene: SMC2
Product: structural maintenance of chromosomes protein 2
Exons: 11
Coding region: 64-3579 (1171 amino acids)
Biological process (GO): chromosome organization
Cellular component (GO): chromosome
Molecular function (GO): ATP binding; ATP hydrolysis activity; protein binding
Source: RefSeq, a predicted model, not a curated record
UUAGCUAUAUGUACUUUGUUUUAUUUGUGAAUUUUCUAAUUCUCUCCAAUCAGAUAUUAAACAAUGUAUAUAAAGAAUAUGGUACUGGAUGGAUUCAAAUCCUAUGGAAAGCGAGUUGAAAUUAAUGGUUUUGAUAAGGAGUUCAAUGCCAUUACUGGCUUGAAUGGUACUGGCAAGUCUAAUAUAUUGGAUGGAAUAUGCUUCCUUUUAGGUAUAACAAAUUUAGGACAUGUGAGAGCUGCAAGCCUCCAGGACUUAAUUUUUAAGAAUGGUCAAGCUGGUGUUACAAAGGCUACAGUUUCUGUGACUUUUGAUAAUUCUGAUAGAGCACAGAGUCCUUCCGGGUUUGAAAAUAUGGAUGAAAUUACUGUCACAAGACAGGUUAUUAUGGGUGGAAAGAAUAAGUACAUGAUCAAUGGGAGCAUUGUGCAGAAUAAGCGGGUACAGGACUUGUUUUGUUCUGUACAGUUAAAUGUAAACAAUCCUCACUUUCUGAUAAUGCAAGGAAGAGUCACUAAAGUACUGAAUAUGAAGCCACCUGAGAUUUUAGCGAUGUUAGAAGAAGCUGCGGGUACAAGAAUGUACGAAACGAAAAGGCAGUCGACACAGAAAUGCAUUGAGAGGAAAGACGCAAAACUGAAUGAACUGCAGGGUGUGAUUAGUGAAGAGCUUAAUCCUAAACUUCAGAAGCUGCGCAACGAGAGGCAAGCAUACUUGGAGUAUCAAAGGGUUGCAAGAGAGCUUGAACAUAUGACCAAUUUAUAUCAAUCCUGGCUGUUCUUCUCUUCCAAGAAGAAAACUGUGAUGGCGCAGGAAAAGUUGUCUGCCUACGAAGGAAAAGUAUCUAAGAUCAAGGAGAAUAUUGAAGGGAAUGUGGCUGGUAUUGCUGCAAUUAUGGAAGAGGUCCAAGAGCUUAGCACAAGGAAUGAGGCAGAAGGAAGCAACAACGUGCAAAUAUUAGAAGAGCGCGUCAAGGAGAUCGAAAAGCAGGAGGCUAAAGUAUCUGCAAGAGAAAAAUCUGCGAAGGAUAAUAUUGUCGCAGAGGAGAAACAUAUAGCGCAAAUGGAUAAGAGUUGCAAGGAUGAUAAAACGACGAUGAUGAAAAAAGAGCAAUACAUGGGAGAAACGCAGAGCAUGUUUGAAACGCUAAAAAAAAACGAUGAGCGAGAUGAGGCGGCUUUCGCGCAUUCCCAGAAAAAGUAUAUGGCCAUUUGCAACGGCAUGGAGAUAAACGAAGCAGGAGAGUCGGAAUCUCUGCAUCAGCAACUGAUGAACGCCAGACAGGAGGCUAAUACUGCUAUCACCGAGAUGAAGACGGCCAACAUGGAACUGCAGCACUGCCAGAAGGAGCUGAAUGUGAAAGAGAAACAACUCGGCACGGAUUCGUCUGAUUAUAAUAGGAACAAAGCCAGCAUGAAUCAAGUAUCAAAAGAUCUCGAAAACCUUGAGACGAAGCUGAACAAAUUGAAUUUCAACGAGGAGCGAUUUACUGAAUUGCACGAAAGCUGGAAGGAGCUGCACGACGGGAUUCGUGUAGAUCGCCAGAAAGUUUUUGAAAUCGAAUCACGCCGUCCGAAUCUAAGGUUUACGUAUCGCGAUCCGGAGACUAAUUUCAAUCGAUCUCGUGUCCACGGCAUCAUCUGCAAACUCUUCGAGGUUGUAGAUCCGAAAUUCUGCACUGCGUUAGAGACGGUCGCAGGUUCCAGACUGUACAACGUCGUAGUGGAAGACGAUAUUACCAGUAAAUUGCUUCUACAAAAGGGUAAUCUGCAAACUAGAACAACGUUUAUUCCCCUGAACAAGAUACGCGGCGAAAAGAUUGAUAACAACACUGUAAAAUUCGCGGAAAAUCUGGUAGGGAAAGACAACAUUCACACCGCUCUUUCAUUGAUUAAGUACGAUCCAAAAUUGCACGCUGCUAUGGUUUAUAUUUUUGGUGGAGCUUUCAUUUGUACGGAUAUGAAUGUGGCUAAGAAGGUCACGUUCCACGAUAAAAUCAGGAAGAAGUGCGUCACUUUGGAUGGCGAUGUGACCGAUCCGGGCGGUGUUUUGAGUGGAGGUGCCAUGCAGAAAGGAACUCCGUUGCUAAAGAUAAUUGAUGAAGUCAUAAAAUUAGAGAAUAACGUACGUGAAAAAGAGAAUAUCUUUCGGAAAGUCGACGCCGACUACAAGAGAUUGACAGAUGUUAAACAGAGUAGCUAUAAUCCAAUGAUGCAGCAACUAGAGUUGAAGCAGAUGGAGUUGGAAAAUGUGAAGAGGUGUUUGCAACAAACUAGUCAUCACAUACUUCAACAGGAAGUUGAAUCUUUGAGAGAAAAUAUUGCAAAACUAACUGAAAAAUUGAACGUUUGCAAGGAGACUGAGAAGAGGUGCAGCGCAAAAACAAAGGAACUGGAUGGAAUCAUGCGUGAUUCACAUGGUUACAAAGAACGUCAAUUGAAGGAGGCUGAGAAGGAAAUGAACGCAAUGAAGGCUCAGUCAGAGAAGAGUAGAAAAGAGUGGCAGAAACGCGAACAGGAAUACGAAAUGCUCAACUUGGAGAUAAUCGAGUUAAAGAAGUCCAUCGAGGCUACGCUGAAGCAAAUUGAGGAGGCCAAAGAGAAUGUUGUGCGAUUAAAGGACGAACUUUUGGAGAUACAGAAGGAAGCCGCGGAAAUAAAUGCCGAGUUGAAGGAGAACAGAGAUGAUCUGAAAAAGGAGAAGAACGAGAUUGCUUUAAAAAACAAAGAAGUUCAGGGUAAAUUGGCGGAAAAGGAGAAGCUUGUGGCCAAAAACUACAAACUCGAAUUAGAUGUGAAACAAUGUGGCCACGAUCUUGAGAAACUGCAGCAGGAGUAUAAACAAGCACAAACCAACGAAACAAAUAUAGCAAAUACGAUGCAGAAUAUCGACAAUAAGAAUCUGCAGAGAGCUCAAGAAAUGCAGGAUUCAGAAGCGGACGAUCUUAAGGGCAAAAUCAAAUCGGCCUCCGACAAACACAAUAAGUUGGGUAGAACCGUCAAUUCUAAAGCUCAAAGCAUGUUCGACCAAGAAGAGAAAAGGUACACGACGCUGAUGAAGAAGUAUAAGAUUGUGAAGCAAGAUCGCGCAUCGCUUCUGCAAAUAUUGGAGGAUCUAGACAAAAAGAAGGAGGAAGCAAUCCAAUUGGCUUACACUCAAGUCAAAAAAGAUUUCGGAUCUAUAUUCGGAUCGCUCUUGCCUGGCUCCUCCGCUUCGUUGGCUCCGCCAUUCGGUAAAACCAUUCUUCAGGGAUUGGAGGUUAAAGUAAAUCUGGGCGGGGUCUGGAAGGAAAGUCUGACGGAGCUCAGCGGCGGGCAGCGAUCAUUGGUCGCACUCUCACUUAUCCUCUCCAUGUUGCUCUUCAAACCGGCACCAUUGUAUAUUUUAGAUGAAGUCGACGCCGCCCUGGAUCUGUCGCAUACACAGAACAUCGGAAAUAUGCUGAAAAGUCACUUUAAACAGUCUCAAUUUAUUAUCGUCUCAUUGAAAGAUGGUAUGUUCAAUAACGCCAAUGUUUUAUUCCGUACGCAAUUUAUAGACGGGAUGUCCAAUGUCGUGAGGACCGUCAAUAGAAGAUAGCGAAGGGAAAUAACAAAUUUCAUUAUACAUGUUACCCGUAUUU